This is a messenger RNA of Rhizoctonia solani, 807 nucleotides long. RefSeq names its product metallophosphoesterase domain-containing protein 1. The record is from RefSeq and is a predicted model, not a curated record. Lineage: Eukaryota; Fungi; Basidiomycota; Agaricomycetes; Cantharellales; Ceratobasidiaceae. The coding region runs from base 1 to 807 and encodes 268 amino acids. The transcript is spliced from 8 exons. Gene Ontology annotation, molecular function: hydrolase activity.
AUGGAGCUUCCUCAGUCAUCUCAUUCGGGUCCAACAUACCAAGUGUACACCAACUUCCCGCUUGGUGUACCAAUCCCUCGGCCCGGAAAAGACUGGACUCGAUUCAUUUGCAUAUCUGAUACACACAAAAAGACGCUGCCGCUGGUCGACGGGGACGUAUUAAUUCAUGCAGGCGAUUUUACAACAUUUAGCCAGGGGUUCAAGCCUGCUUUGGACUGGAUAAAAGAACUCAGGCAUCCACAAAAAGUGCUCAUUGCCGGAAAUCAUGAGUUUAAUUUGGACUCGAAAUGUAGAAGCGCUUUCUAUGGCAGAGUUGGUUCCCAAAUGGCUGCGGACCUCGAUGAGGAACGUAGAAUGCUCACUGACGAAUCGGCAGUUGAUUCAAAUCUUACAUAUCUCGAAGUUACCUCCGCCGAAAUUCCUGGGGCAUCCGGCAAAAAGUGGAGCGUGUACGGAAGUCCAUACACGCCAGAGUUUGGCACAAUGGGAUUUUCGUAUCCUAGAAGUGCAGAGAGCACGAUAUGGGCUGAUGUGCCUCAGAAUACUGAAGUGUUAGUCACUCAUGGACCUCCAUUUGGAAUCUUGGAUCUUUCGAGGCACGACAAGGGCCACGUUGGGUGUCCAGCACUCGCGCAUGCAGUCUUACACUGCCUUCCUCGUGUUCGCUUGCAUGUUUAUGGACAUAUUCAUGAGAGCCGUGGUGUGGAAGUACACACAGGUUUUGGAGGCCAAGAUGUCAUAUUCGUCAACGCCGCAUGUCGCGACCUCAAGCAUCCUCAGCCCAUUAUUGUGGACUUGAAGAAUUAA